AUGCCUAAAUGGUCUACCACAUCGACCAAAACCAGUCAAUUACGGAGCAAUAAUUACGGACGUUUAGCAUUACACCCAUCGUCUCUCCCAGCUCAACUACAAGAGACGAUGAUCAAUAAAAUCAAGAACGAUCCAUCACUACAGCAACAAAUAUCAGAUAUUGUGAAAUCAAACGAUAGCAAUAUUUUCGUUGCAACUGAAUCGAUCGUCUCCCUAUUUACACCGGUGUUUCAAACAUUUAGUGACCGUCUUAUCAGCCUUGAAGACAAAAUUGAUGACCUCGAAAGAUAUAAUCGAACAUGGUGUUUACGUGUUCACGGUUUUUAUGAAGAAAAGAAUGAAAAUAUCAUUGAAAAAAUUACUUCAUUUACAAAUAAACAACUUGAAUUAGAAUUAUCCCCAACAGCUAUUGAGAACGGUCACCGCGUCGGCCCAUUCAAAUAUGGUCAAAAUCGUCCGAUCAUUGUAGUGUUCGUGGAUUUUAAAAAAGCCUUUGACAAGGUGUGGCGCAAUGAAUUACUGUACAAAUUAAGAAACAAAGGUGUUUGUCCUCAACUAGUUGCGUGGUUUGAGGAUUACUUACUAAAUCGACAUAUCACAACAGUAGUUGGAGGUAAACAAUCAAAACCUAUCCGUAUUAACUGCGACAUACCGCAGAGAAGUAUACUGGGUCCUCUAUUAUUCCUCAUUUACAUUGAUGAUAUUGAACACGACCUGACUUCUAAGACUCAUAUUUUUCCUGAUGACACGUUACUAUAUAGUAGCGAUGAAAACUACAAAAAGGUCACCGCGGUUUUGAACAAUGAUCUUGAUAUGGUUUAUCAGUGGUCUCUGUCAUAGCAGCUACCAUUAAACUUAAUAAAGUGUGUCUCAAUGUGCUUUUCAAAAAAGCCAUCAAAGAUGUACUGUUCCUAAGAUUCUGGUUGAAUUCCGAUAGAAUUCCAAUUCUGCUUCUGACCAGAAUUCGACCAGAUUCUGGCAGAAUUACAGCAGCAUUCAACCAGAAUCUGAGAGGAUGCUGUUAUUCUGUCAGAUUCUUGUUUGGAAUGUAAAAAUUUCUGUUUUCUUAUCCCUAAAAAUUCCAGCAGAUUUCCAGUACACCGCUUAAAAGAGAACAAAAAUUUAGAGUUCUGAUAAAUUUUGUUCUGCAUCAAUAACGACUCCACAUAAUGGAAUAUUUUCAUGUACUUUUACGCUUAUAGUCUUUUCUGAUUUCGUGCAUGUGGUACUCCUCAUCCCGCUAGAGCUCAUCACACUCCUCAGACGCCCAUGUCGCCAAAACCAAAACAUUUUUUCAGAUUUUACGCAGAAAAACGCAUGCAAAAACUUAAGUGAAGUAAUGCAAAAUAUGGUUACACGAGCAAAAUAAAUACAAUAUUUUGUGUAAAAAAAAUUUUGCGUA
Didymodactylos carnosus is the source of this 1402-nucleotide messenger RNA. NCBI's taxonomy places the organism in Eukaryota, Metazoa, Rotifera, Eurotatoria, Philodinida, Philodinidae. The record is from the annotation of a GenBank genome assembly.